Messenger RNA from Fukomys damarensis (Damara mole-rat), 2520 nucleotides. RefSeq names its product POU class 4 homeobox 1 (gene Pou4f1). Gene Ontology annotation, biological process: regulation of transcription by RNA polymerase II. The transcript has 4 exons. The record is from RefSeq and is a predicted model, not a curated record. Gene Ontology annotation, molecular function: DNA-binding transcription factor activity, RNA polymerase II-specific; RNA polymerase II cis-regulatory region sequence-specific DNA binding. Bases 1 to 1191 code for a protein of 396 amino acids. NCBI's taxonomy places the organism in Eukaryota, Metazoa, Chordata, Mammalia, Rodentia, Bathyergidae.
AUGGCCCUGGGAAAGUGGCCCCAGGGGGAAGGAAAAUACAGCACUCAUCCUUCCUGUGCGCCACACGUAGCACAGACAGUGCCCGAGCAGGAGGCCACAGCGAUCGCCCAAGUGCAGCCUCCCGAUCCCCAGACCGGAAACCUGAAUCCUCCGUCUGCUCCUCCCUCACCAGAACUUUCACACUGGCAUCUUCCAGGAGCACAGUGCCUUCUUUUAAACUGGUCAUUUCCAAGCUGCUCCCCUGCGCUGGUCACUGCCCAACGAGUGCGCGCGCGCGCAGACGCACGGCGCCACCGAAAGGAAGAGCGCGCGCCAGACAGACGGAGACAGCUGAUGCCUGUCAACGCGGCGGGGCUGCGAGCUCUCGCGAGAGCUCCCGGGCCGGCCGCGAGAAGUGGGGCUCAGGUGUGUCGCCUGCAGCUGCAGAGCAACCUCUUCGCCAGCCUGGACGAAACGCUGCUGGCGCGGGCCGAGGCGCUGGCGGCCGUGGACAUCGCGGUGUCCCAGGGCAAGAGCCACCCUUUCAAGCCGGACGCCACGUACCACACGAUGAACAGCGUGCCCUGCACGUCCACGUCCACCGUGCCGCUGGCGCACCACCACCACCACCACCACCACCACCAGGCGCUGGAGCCCGGUGACCUGCUGGACCACAUUUCGUCACCGUCGCUCGCGCUCAUGGCCGGCGCUGGGGGCGCGGGCGCGGCGGACUCGGACACGGACCCGCGCGAGCUCGAGGCGUUCGCGGAGCGCUUCAAGCAGCGACGCAUCAAGCUGGGCGUGACGCAGGCCGACGUGGGCUCCGCGCUGGCCAACCUCAAGAUCCCGGGCGUGGGCUCACUCAGCCAGAGCACCAUCUGCAGGUUCGAGUCGCUCACACUUUCGCACAACAACAUGAUCGCGCUUAAGCCCAUCCUGCAGGCAUGGCUGGAGGAGGCCGAGGGCGCUCAGCGUGAGAAAAUGAACAAGCCGGAGCUCUUCAACGGAGGCGAGAAGAAGCGAAAGCGGACUUCCAUCGCCGCGCCCGAGAAGCGCUCCCUCGAGGCCUACUUCGCUGUGCAGCCCCGGCCCUCCUCCGAGAAGAUCGCCGCCAUCGCUGAGAAACUGGACCUCAAAAAGAACGUGGUGCGGGUGUGGUUUUGCAACCAGAGACAGAAGCAAAAGCGGAUGAAAUUCUCAGCUACUUACUGAGGGAGGCGGGAGGUGCAGGGCUGGCCGAGCGGAGCGGGGCUGAGGGGGUGUUUGGGGGCUUUUCCUCUGGCCUGCUUCCUCUGGCUUCUGGAGUGUUCGUUAUCCCGCCUGCAUUUGAAAAGCCUCUCCUCUUGUUCUUUCCUGCGCCCCACUCUGCUGUCCCAGCCCUUACUGUCCCCAGUCCCCUGGCCUACAGCGCAGAGGUGCUGGAAGUGGAUAAAGGAAUGGGUGGCAGGGAGAAAGGGGGAGUAUCUAGGUGAGCGGGGAGUGGGGGGAAAGAAAGCAGAGAGUGGACUGGGGAUUUUGAGGAGCAGGAUGGUUCUGGGGGGUUAGGGUGGGGGGAGAUGUGGGAAGGGUUGGGAAAUGGACUGUUUUUGACCAGAGACAUUUAUCAGAAUCUCUUGGGGACCAAGGAACUAUGUACAAAAUCAAACCCACCAACCACCAAAACCUAGACAAAUAAAGAAAACAAAACAAGAGCAAAGAAAAAUGCUUUAGAAAUUUAACUUCGGGGAGCCUUAAUCUGCGGCUUCAUUUACCCCCAAGGAAGAGAGAAAAGAGCACUACCAUGAUUUCCUCUGCCCCAACCCUAUACCCAUGAACUGAGUCAAAAACCAUACUAUCCCAAAGGUGAAAUUCUGGAUAGUGAAGCUAGUACUUUUUUCGUGUUUAAAUCUUCCCUCGAAAUCUCACUUCCACCUCAUCCACAUCUUCCUUGAUUUAUUUUCCAUGUUCCAAUGGGAUUUCAGUGGCUGUGCUCCACACUGGCCACACGCUGGGCGGUGAGUGUGGACCCAGCUUAGAGGGCUCACGCUGGGAGGUGGGCUGAGAAUUGCCAGGUUAGGUGGAACCCGGGUUCUCCAGUGGCCCAGUGGCUACAGUCCUGAGGCCUGGUCUGGGUUGGGCCUUUAUGAAGUCAGAGUCUUUGAGCUGUUUGAAAGGAAGAAUUGAGGGUCUCUGAGAUAAAUAUUUUAUUCUAAGAAAAAUGAAACAGUUAUAGAAAGAGCGUUCUCUUUUGCUCAUGUCUAAUUACAGUAUUUAGAAAAUGGACUAUUUUUAAAUAAGCCUCCAUCCUCUUACGGGGCUUUGCUUUAGCUUGCCGUCAAUUUUUUAGAGAGUGGCUUCUUUCAGACUAUUUUUUUCCCCGUCUACUCAAAAAUAUUGAUGGGUUGGAAGAUAGAUAUUAGGAGAAAUAUUUCCUUCUGUUUUCCAUCUUCUCCACUGAAAAAGGCUCAUCUUGCUCUUCUAGGUCCCCUUUCCUCUUCUCUUGGAAAACCUGGAGUCAUUGAAUGUUGAGAAGUUUCUGCUUUCAGUUGGGGCAGGACUUGG